CCACAGUUGGCACGAAUGGCUUACGUAAUUUCGAUCGGAGUGGUAACAGGUGGUCGAAUCUGAAAAAUCGUCAAAAGUGAUCUAGAUGUAAAAGUACAAAAAAAAAACUAUGUGGAAUAUUAUUCAGUAAUUGGAGCAUAAUUGGAGCAUAAUAUUUAAAACGAUAAUUGAAGAACAUUUAAUUAAGCAAAAAUGAUCGAAAUAGUUGUACGUUUUAUUCUUAAUUGCAGUAUUAUAAAUGAUCUGGCGAUUAGCACUAAAUUAUGAUAAGAGCGUUUUCACUCGUCCAAAUACGUUCGAGAAUCGUCCUGCUCCGAAAGCGCUCAGUCAACCGUUGCACAGCCAUUGUACAUCUCAGUCAUAUGUUUUCCAUUAUCGCGCGAUAAUUUGCCGCUGUCAGAUUUUGUGUCAUCGGUAAUCGCAUACCGAAGUGCGUCAUCCGGAUACAUCUCGCACCCGGAACAGCGUUCUUCGGGUCGAACAAUUGCGAAUCGCGGCUUUAGUUGACUCACAGCUAUCACCGCCUAAAUACACGUCUGACCUCGUCAUCACGCACGCAACGUAACCUCUUUUAUCACGUCGCUCGAGAAAUCGUCAGCCUCCUCGUGAAGUUUACGUGACAUUAUCGUCAACUUCGCAGAUAAGCAAGUGAAAGAAACUCGUCGUAGCUGGUGCGACGUGGAGUGUCUCCGUGAUGUGCAAAUGUCGUGCGAUUCGAUGGUACUGAGACUAAAGAGAUCGAUUCGACGACGUUGGAGACUCCGAUUUUAACUUGUAAAUAUACGAACACGAGAGAAUCAAAGUUCAAUACACUGGGUGGAGAAUACACAAGUAUAGGAGACUUGUCAGUCUGGAGGUAACGCUAUACGAUAAGGAUGAAUAGAAAAACUAACAGUGCGACGAGCAGAUUGAAACAGGAUUACUUACGUCUUAAAAAAGACCCGGUACCGUACGUCCUCGCAGAACCAGUGCCUUCAAAUAUAUUAGAAUGGCACUAUGUGGUCAUAGGACCGGAACAGACUCCAUACGAGGGUGGUUUUUAUCAUGGAAAGCUCAUAUUUCCAGGAGAAUUUCCAUUCCAACCACCCAGCAUUUACAUGAUCACUCCAAACGGCCGAUUUAAAGUCAAUGCAAGAUUGUGUUUAUCUAUUUCUGACUUCCAUCCUGAUACAUGGAAUCCAGCGUGGAGUGUGUCGACUAUUCUUACUGGCUUGCUUAGUUUUAUGAUUGAAAAAAGUCCUACACUCGGCAGCAUUAACACACCAGAUUACGAAAAGAGAAAGCUUGCUGUACAGAGCUUAGAAUUUAAUCUGAAAAACAAAAUGUUUUGUGAACUCUUCCCAGAAACUGUUGAGACGAUCAAAGCUGAACUAGAGCGUCGAAAGGAACUCGAAAAACAAGCGAGGCAUCAGUCCACGACGUCCGAGGUCUCUUCGCUGAUACGAGAUCAGUUUCAGAGAGAACAAAGCCCGUUGCACAGUGCGCUAGCUAAUCUUGUCGUUCUAAUUGGUUUUGCCGCAUUUGCAUACACGGUGAAGUACGUGCUGAGGAGCAUAGCCACGGAAUGAAUCGGAAUCGAGCUAAAUUACGAAGUCGCCACAAGCACAAAAUGAGAGAGAGCUGUAACGUGUAUAAUCACACGUGUAGAAUUUUGAAACGACGAGGAGUAAGGAGGAAAAAGAUGUAGGCUCCCGCAAUACUCGCCUGUUAAUAAUCUAUCUGUCGAAUUUGUGCUCAGUUUUACACAGUUCGAGAUUUUUGCCAGUAAACAAUUUGAUAGAUUUUUUAUAUCGAGGUCGAUUUUAAGAACACCAGCUGUAUUAUAAUUGCAAAUUCUAGCUAUCAACGACGAAGAGAUAAUCAUCCUUUUCUCUUUUUCUCUUAAUUCGAAUAAGACACGUGUGCAAGAUAAGGCAACAUAAACAUAAAUUGGCUUCCCGCCUUUUUCAUGCCGGACUUGCACUCGUUCAGUUGUUACUAAUCAGGGAAUAAGAAUAGGUUUCUUCUAGGUUUCUUAUGGCGGUGCAGCAUUCAUAUCUUCCUUUCACUGAAUUUUCCAAUGCUUUUAAAAUUGAUUGUAAUUCAGGUAUAUUCAAAGAUAUAUGCGUAUCAUAAUAUGUCUAACUAGUUCUGUUACAGAGUAUCUCUCUUGGCUAAAAAUGCACAAAUUUACUGAACUCUACGACGUGCCAAUAAGACUAAAAUCGAUAGAAUGUAGUGAAAUUCAUAGCCUGGCUUAUUUCGUUUAUUGAAUGAGCAUCUUGUAAAUAUAAGGAUGGAGGCGUGAUGUGCGUACACACACACACACACACACACACACACCAUAUAUAUAAUUAUAUAUAUAUAUGAUUGAUAUAUAUCAAUUAU
Molecule: messenger RNA, 2367 nt
Organism: Linepithema humile (Argentine ant)
Lineage: Eukaryota; Metazoa; Arthropoda; Insecta; Hymenoptera; Formicidae
Product: ubiquitin-conjugating enzyme E2 J2
Source: RefSeq, a predicted model, not a curated record